Molecule: messenger RNA, 1809 nt
Organism: Dentiscutata erythropus
Lineage: Eukaryota; Fungi; Glomeromycota; Glomeromycetes; Diversisporales; Gigasporaceae
Source: the annotation of a GenBank genome assembly
AUGUCACGUGGUGACUCCGGGUAUAUGAGUUAUGAUUCCAUUUAUGGUCUUAAAUCAGAUGGAAGUAGUCGUGAUAAUUACGAAAAAUUUGAUGCUUAUAAUGAUUAUGUUGAAGAUGGUCAAAGCACGCAAAUUUCAGGACAUGAUAACAAUUAUAAUGAACGUGAUCUAAAUGAGCACGCAUAUUACAAUAAUUCCACAAACAAUGAUUAUAAAUCUAAUUAUAACCAACGCAUGUAUGCGCGUUCUCCUUCAUCCACACCAUCACCUUUAAAUCAUCCAUCGGAAUAUACAGAAAAUAAUGGCCUCAUUCUAGGUUCACAUCAAAGAAUUGUUCAUAGGCCAACAGUGUCAAAAAAUAGCAAUACUUUGGGUUCUCCAAUGUUUCCUCCUCCACUUCCACAAUAUUCUCCGAGAUUAUCACCAAUGCAACAUCCGAAUAAUAAUUCUCCCACAUUCAGACCGCCCCCAUCACCAACCCUUUUUCCAAGAGGUUCAUCACUGAAAGGAAAUGACAAUAAUGUAGUACCGAUUAACUCACGAGAUCGAUUUAAUAAUCAUACUUCAUUGCCUGCCACAACAAAUAGACAGCGUCCACAGCAUGUGAAUCAUCGCUCUAAUACGCAUGAUGGUCAGAUACAGCUUCCUCCUCUUCAAUUUAAUUCACAAAAACUUCCUAAAUCAGAUAAUUCACCAUCUUCGCCGUAUGAUUUUUUUGAUUUAAUUGAUGAAUAUUCGGAAAUUAACACAAAAAACCGAAAACGUGAUGCCGCUGUUACCGAAAUCCUUACUACUGAACGAACUUACGUUGAUGGUCUGAGAAAACUUGUGGAUUUUUUCUUAAUGCCUUUACGAGAAAACUAUAAAUAUGCUCAAAAAAGUAUCUUGUCUACCAAGCCUCUUGCUACAUCUGAGGAGAUUGCAUCUUUAUUUGGUAAUAUCGAACCAUUAUUGUCAUUUCACAAAGAAUUAUUAAAAUAUUUAGAAGCAAGAUAUAAGAAAUGGAGUCCAACAGAAAAAAUCAGUGAUAUAUUCUUAGAAAACGCACCUUAUUUAAAAAUGUAUAGUGCUUAUUUAAAAGGCUUUCCGCAAGCCAUAGCAACUAUGGAGCGUCUCAAUAAAGAGAGCAAAGAUUUUAAAAAAUUUAUUCAGAGUUGUCAAGGAAGACCAGAGCUAGGAAAUUUACCUUUCAAUUCUUUUUUAAGUUUGCCAAUUCAACGAAUACCUCGUUACAAGUUAUUGCUUGAGGCUUUGUUAAAACACACCGAGAAUACACAUCCUGACUAUAUAAAUCUUGAACAAUGUGUACGGCAAAUUAGUUUGAUUGCCGAUGAUGUUAAUGAAAAAAUACGAGAUGCUGAAAAUCAGCAAAAAGUAUUAGAAAUUCAAAACAAAGUCGAAAGACUGCCGAAUAAUAUAUUAGAUCCUGCUCGAAGAUUCAUAUACCAAGGAGAUCUAUAUAAAGUUACCCAGCGAUCUUCACCCAAGAGACCAUACUUCAUAGCAACAGAAGAUAGACGUGCCCAUUUUUUAUUUAACGAUCUACUUCUUCUUUGUAUAGAAUUCCAAGGGAAGCUAUUAUAUACUGGACAAAUUAAUUUGAAUAAAUCAUAUCUGAUUGAUAUUGAUGAUAAUGAUGCAGAUCAACCUUUCUGUUUUCAAAUAAUCACUACAACAACGGAGGGAAGGGAGGCAUGCCACACGGUUCGAGCUACUACAGCUGAGGAAAAAAGGGAGUGGAUUACAAGAAUUGAUAAUGCACUCAGAGCGCUGAAAAGGGGAAUAAGAAAUAAUCCUGGUAUAAAAUAA